Messenger RNA from Perca fluviatilis (European perch), 1260 nucleotides. Its product is annotated as sodium channel subunit beta-2-like. Lineage: Eukaryota; Metazoa; Chordata; Actinopteri; Perciformes; Percidae. The record is from RefSeq and is a predicted model, not a curated record. Bases 40 to 645 code for a protein of 201 amino acids. Gene Ontology annotation, cellular component: external side of plasma membrane. Gene Ontology annotation, biological process: immune response; negative regulation of T cell proliferation; cellular response to lipopolysaccharide. The transcript is spliced from 3 exons.
GGUAGACCGGCAGGCGUUCAUUGAUUCGUUCAUUCCAUCAUGGUUCCUCUCUCGCUGUUCUACGUCUUGUUGACGGUCCCUGUGUUGGAUUUCUCUGACGACACAAAGAAUAUCACAGCAAAGACUGGAGAGGACGUCCUUCUUCACUGUCAGGGUCCCAGAGGUGCUGACAUCCCAUUGAUAGUGUGGAGCAGACCUGACCUGGGUUCAGACAAAUAUGUCUUCUCUCGCAAUGGAAACCACACAAAUGGGAACUACCAGCUCCCCUCAUAUAGUGGUCGAGUGACCCUGAGUGAUCCGGAGAUGAAGGAUGGAGACGUUUCUGUUGUUCUGAAGAACGUCAGCGCCAACGACACCGGAACAUAUGAAUGUCUAGUUGGAAUCAAGAAGGGAGAAGAACCUAAAGUCUACAGCACCUUCCAGCUGAAGGUUGAAGAUCCCGCAGCUGAAGACAAGGAAGGAUAUCGCAGACUCGUAGUCGGUCUGUCGGUUGCAGGUGGCCUGAUUGCUCUUUCUAUUGUUUGUUUUAUAAGUUGUUGUAUCAUUCUGAAACGGCGUAACAGGCUCAAAAAGAGUAAUUCAUACAACAAGGUUCCGGCUGAAAGAGCAGACGGGGUCACUGGUCCUUUUGCCCCUGUUGUAUGAUAGUUCAUUUUACAUUAGAUUAUGUAAUUACAUUACAAAUUACAGUACAAUUUGCUUUCCAACAAUGUGACACACCCUGUAGUCCAGUCUCUCAAAACACAACACACACAUGUGGGCCGGUCUCUGUGUAACGGAGAGUUUCUCCUGCCUGUCUCUACGACGUGCAACUACGGACAGCCAAUCACAGACAUGAUUAGAUCUUAUUAGAAGCAUGCUGCGUGCUGAUUGGCUCACUGACGCUGCUGAGAUUCACCCCUUUAGGUAUUAAAACUGGGCAUUGAAUGACGAGGCCAUUUUUCGAUACUUGAUAAGGAGCCAAUUCACUCUGUGCCUAGUAGUAGUAGUAGUAGUAGUAGUAGUAGUAGUAGUAGUAGUAGUAGUAGUAGUAGUAGUAGUUUCAGCAGUUUGACCCCCUCCACAUAGACGGCCGAUAGAAUUACUGAUGUUUGACAAAUAGAGACGUCAUCCCUCCAACAUGAUCGCAGCACUUUACUAUGUUAUUACAAGGCUCUUUGCAGAACAUGGAAGACAAUAUCACAGGCUCCUCCGUACCCACACACACACACACACAUAUAUAUAUAUAUAUAUAUAUAUAUAUAUAUACACACACAUAUU